CCGGAACUCGGAAAGACGUGUUUGCGCCUUUCGCUGUCAAAGAAGGAAGGAGCAUUGAGUCACAGCUAAACGCCGCAUUAAAUAUAAGAUGGCAGGACUUCCCCGGAGGAUCAUUAAGGAAACUCAGCGCUUGAUGGCAGAGCCCGUCCCAGGCAUCAAGGCAGAACCUGACGAAGGGAACGCCCGCUACUUCCAUGUGGUCAUAGCCGGACCACAGGACUCACCCUUCGAAGGCGGCACGUUUAAACUUGAACUUUUUCUCCCUGAGGAAUACCCCAUGGCAGCUCCAAAAGUACGCUUUAUGACCAAAAUAUACCACCCAAACGUAGACAAGCUGGGAAGAAUAUGUCUAGACAUUUUGAAAGAUAAAUGGUCUCCAGCCUUGCAGAUCCGCACAGUCCUGCUGUCAAUCCAGGCAUUACUAAGUGCUCCCAAUCCUGACGAUCCUCUAGCAAAUGACGUUGCAGAGCAAUGGAAGUCCAAUGAAGCUCAAGCCAUAGAGACAGCCCGGACAUGGACCAGGCUUUACGCUCAGAACAACAUAGAAGUCUAGGCAGGUCGCAACAAGCGGAGAGAAACCGAACGUGAAGUCAGUGUGCACACACUCCUCAUGUCCUACCAAGACUACUUCUUCAUUUGCAUUUAAAGGACACCGUCUUGAAGAUAAAAAAAAUAUUAGAAAUAUAAAAACAACAUUUAAGGAACGUAUUACAAAACAGGAAAAAGACAAGUGAAUUAGAGAUUUAAAUGCACAUAAAAAGAGAGACCUGACUUGUCUUUGUCCUAAUUCACUACUGUUCAGAUGCAUGGGCAGCAAGGGUUUAGAUCUAACUCACCACCUGGCUUUAUGUUUCCAUUGAUUUGGAUUAAACUUCCAACCCCUGUUUAAACUAGCUUCAUGCAGAAAAGGAAAAAAAAA
This is a messenger RNA of Esox lucius (northern pike), 919 nucleotides long. It is a transcript of the gene ube2na, whose product is annotated as ubiquitin-conjugating enzyme E2Na. NCBI's taxonomy places the organism in Eukaryota, Metazoa, Chordata, Actinopteri, Esociformes, Esocidae. The coding region runs from base 89 to 553 and encodes 154 amino acids. The transcript is spliced from 4 exons. The record is from RefSeq and is a predicted model, not a curated record.